AGCAGAAGCAGCCACUGAAGGAGCUUCACUGGGGACAAGCAGGCACUGGUCAGCGGGUUGCACAGAAGGGCCUCGUGGGAACCUGCACCCAGAGUCUCUUGACACCAGCAUGGCCGGCCUUCAGGCCAACGCUCUGAGGAUUGUUCUGGUGGGAAGAACCGGAUGUGGGAAAAGUGCAACAGCAAACACCAUCCUUGGGAAAAAGGAGUUUGAUUCUAGAAUUAGCGCCAUGUCUGUUACCAAGAGCUGUGGGAAAGCAUCGCGGGCCUGGAAGGGGAGGGAUCUUGUUGUCGUGGACACCCCAGGGCUCUUUGACACCAAGGAGUCACUGGAGACCACCUGUGAGGAAAUCGCUAAGUGUGUCCUGUACUCCUGCCCCGGGCCUCACGCCAUCAUCCUCAUACUACAGCUGAACCGCUACUCGAAGGAGGAGCAGGAUACAGUUGAAUUGAUCAAGGCCAUCUUUGGGGAGCGCGCCAUGAAGCACAUGAUCAUCCUGUUCACUCGCAAGGAGGAUUUGAAGGGCCAGGAUCUCAGUACAUUUAUAGCAACAUCACAGAAGUGCCUAAAAACCAUCAUUGCGGAGUGUGAGUUACGCUGCUGUACCUUCGAGAACAGAGAUGCUGACGAGGCUAAGAAGGAAGCUCAGGUGCAAGAGCUAGUGGAGCUGAUUGAGACAAUGGUGCAGGAGAACGGUGGGGCUCACUUCUCUGAUCCCCUCUUUGAGGACACAGCUGAAAAGCUGAGACGUCUGGAAGAGGCCUUGAAGAAAAUCCGUGCUGACCAAUCAAAACAGGAGAAAGAGGUAGAGCAGCUGGGUAUUCAGAAAAAAAUAUCAAUGAAAGAAAUGGAGGGAAGAAAGAAAUCCAUAAAGGAGCGAUCUGAUAAACGAUUUAAAACUACAAAGGAAAAAGGUGAAAAAAGUAUAUUUACAAAUAUUUACAAACAGAUUUUGAGCAUACUUUCAAAAAUAUGGCCUAGGUUCAGGGACUAAAACAAAUUUUACUUUUUCUUCUUAAUUUACUGUGAUUUCCUAGUGUGGUAGAUUGGGUUUUCCAAAUAUGGCUCCAGCCAUAUCCUCUAUCUCAGCUGUUCUUCUUGUACUCUGUGCCGUUACUCCUUGUGCUGAGUUGUGGGGACUCUG
Messenger RNA from Pteronotus mesoamericanus, 1144 nucleotides. Its product is annotated as GTPase IMAP family member 7-like. The record is from RefSeq and is a predicted model, not a curated record. Lineage: Eukaryota; Metazoa; Chordata; Mammalia; Chiroptera; Mormoopidae. The coding region runs from base 110 to 994 and encodes 294 amino acids. The transcript is spliced from 2 exons. Gene Ontology annotation, molecular function: GTP binding.